UAUUGUGAAAACAGUAUCCGGCCGCCGGCCUGUCUGUCUGUCUGUGUGUCUGUCUGUACUAAGUUGCUGCUCUGCUCAGUGGUGCCAACGCCCGGCGAAAAACACACUUAACAUUAGCUAGAAGAGAUACGGAAGGACACUGCUAACGUAAUAGAGAGCCCAGAGAUGCAGACCAUCAAGUGUGUGGUGGUGGGUGAUGGGGCGGUGGGAAAAACCUGCCUACUGAUUUCAUACACCACCAACAAAUUCCCCUCUGAGUAUGUACCCACAGUGUUUGACAACUAUGCAGUAACUGUAAUGAUCGGGGGUGAACCAUACACCCUUGGCUUAUUUGAUACAGCAGGUCAGGAGGAUUAUGACAGGUUACGACCACUAAGCUAUCCACAGACCGACGUCUUCUUGGUCUGUUUCUCAGUUGUUUCACCGUCCUCGUUUGAGAACGUUAAAGAAAAGUGGGUCCCAGAAAUAACUCACCACUGUCCCAAGACCCCAUUCCUGUUGGUAGGCACUCAGAUCGACCUGCGUGAUGACCCCUCUACAGUGGAAAAGUUAGCCAAGAACAAACAGAAGCCAAUCACCCCCGAGACCGCAGAAAAACUGGCUCGUGACCUUAAGGCCGUCAAAUACGUUGAGUGCUCAGCCCUAACACAGAAAGGAUUAAAGAAUGUGUUUGAUGAGGCAAUACUGGCUGCCCUGGAGCCUCCUGAGCCUAAGAAAAGACGUAAAUGCGUUCUGCUCUAAGUUCCACCACAGCCUUCUUCACACCAGUAUCCAAAUCUAGGUUGACAGUACUGGAGAGGUUUUCUGCACAAGCACAUUCCAUCACUAUUCGAGAAUAUCAUUAAAUAUUAGCCUUCACUGACUUAACCUAGAAACAUAUUCAAUGUGCUGAAUGAGAUUUUAAGGCUUGAGUAAUGUUUGUGAUGAUUUGAUGCCAUUGAAAAGGUUGAUGUGAAACCAUACCAACAAAUUGUAAAGGACACUCAGAAGUAAGGUUUCUGUUUGACCACAUUAUGUUUAGUGUUAUUCUGAAAGAACUGUCUGAAAAGGUAUUUUAAUAGCGCUGUUGUCUCAUAUGUCAUAUAGAACAGACAAGCGAAUGAUGAGUAAUUGAAAGGCUCAAAUUCCGCUUCAAGUAAUUCCCUCAAGGUUUAUGAUUUUAUAUGAAAUGCUCAACCACAGCACACAAGACCUGGUUGACAUCAUUGCAUAGUUCCUCCAUCACCAGUUGGGUGUCUCUUUCAGAUGUAUACAUCCUGCUUUGGUCGUAGAACUCAAACGCAUGUAUUUUGUUGAGAAAGAUUAAUCUAUCCAGAGUGUUUUACUCAAUGUCAGUGGCCUCCGGGCAGGUCUAACAAACACACGAUGGAAUAUGACAUUUCUAGGCCAUGCUCUUUAGUUUGCCAAAACAAAACCUGCUAAAUUAACACCUGACCAGGUAUAGAACCACAGGCACAGACCAAGGUGUAACGUGUGUGUGUAUGGUACACUACAUUAAAAGCUGUGUAUCACAAAAAGUCACUGUCACUUUGUCAAUGUAAGACGUUUGAGCACAAUUCCCAUGUACUUUUGUGACAGAGAUGAGUUAAAGAGGGGGAUGCAUGUCCUGAAUGAUGAUCAAAAGUUGCAAUAGUUGGAACUUUGUAGGAAGUCAUAAUGCCAGACUAAUUCACUAUUUUUGUAAACUGAACAUACCUGUUGCUACUCUGCAGUUACUGAUAGUUUAAGAUCCUGUGAAAAUUGAUCUGACUGAACUAGCAAUACUACAUCCAUGCCUUGUGGGUUUGAAUUUGAUGUGUAAAUAUAGUGAGAUCACUCAUAACUUAUUGACUGAAUAAAACGUGCAUUACUGAUAACGAGAAGUUGAGAUGACACUGAAAUUAACCAGGAUGAAAAUGUUUCUUUGAUUUUUAUUAAUAUUUGACAUCCAAGUUGUACUGUAUCUUGCUUGUAAUAAAGCAUCCCAGUAAACCAGUAUUAUGAUUAAAUCUUACUACAAAUA
This is a messenger RNA of Mugil cephalus (flathead mullet), 2002 nucleotides long. Its product is annotated as cell division control protein 42 homolog. The transcript has 6 exons. Bases 166 to 741 code for a protein of 191 amino acids. Gene Ontology annotation, cellular component: dendritic spine. Gene Ontology annotation, molecular function: GTPase activity; GTP binding. Gene Ontology annotation, biological process: small GTPase-mediated signal transduction; modification of synaptic structure. Lineage: Eukaryota; Metazoa; Chordata; Actinopteri; Mugiliformes; Mugilidae. The record is from RefSeq and is a predicted model, not a curated record.